UACAAAUUUGACAUAGUAAAUUAACAAAUGACGCUUCAUUCAUUCAAAUAUAUGUAAAAUAGUUAAAAAUAGUUUGGAAUAUUUUAUGUGAAAACAUUGGAAGUAUUUUAAGAAAAUGCUAUGUCCUGAAGGCGCACAAUACACAAACGAAACAGUCGUUAAAGAAGAAGAUGAAAGCAGUAAGAAAAAUAUAAAAAUGUCAGUGGAAGGUACCAGUAGCUUGGAAUUAAACUCUUAUAAACAUCCUAAGAGUUGGAAAAAAUCUAUAACAAACUUUUUUCGAAAUCAAUUAAGAUCUACAAAAUCUAACGAUGGUGAUCACUCCUCUGGCAGUAAGGAAAACUUUGAUAAAAAAGAUAUAAGCCCUGAGCAGAAAUGGCAGUCCCUGGGUAAGGUAUUCAGACGUCAAAGCUUCGUCGAUCACUGGCAAAAGUCUCCGAAUCAGCAUGGUGAGAGUUCAUCACAAAGUAAACGUCAAGCUGUAAGAAAAGUAUUGUCAACUUAUUUUGGAAAAUCUCCGAAAACUACAAACGAGAAAAAUGAAAAUUAAUAUUGUGCUCUAAAUUGUUAAAUAAAUUCUAUAUUUUAAUAAAUUCUCUUAUCCUCAA
This is a messenger RNA of Danaus plexippus (monarch butterfly), 608 nucleotides long. RefSeq lists its product as uncharacterized. The coding region runs from base 116 to 550 and encodes 144 amino acids. NCBI's taxonomy places the organism in Eukaryota, Metazoa, Arthropoda, Insecta, Lepidoptera, Nymphalidae. The transcript is spliced from 2 exons. The record is from RefSeq and is a predicted model, not a curated record.